Acanthaster planci (crown-of-thorns starfish) is the source of this 1856-nucleotide messenger RNA. RefSeq names its product short-chain dehydrogenase/reductase family 9C member 7-like. The record is from RefSeq and is a predicted model, not a curated record. Gene Ontology annotation, biological process: steroid metabolic process. Lineage: Eukaryota; Metazoa; Echinodermata; Asteroidea; Valvatida; Acanthasteridae. Gene Ontology annotation, molecular function: oxidoreductase activity. Gene Ontology annotation, cellular component: intracellular membrane-bounded organelle.
GUUAUCUACGUGUAUGCUACUGUUGUGUGAGAGAUGAAGGUUCAACUGGGUGCCCACUAGUCAAUAAGACACAAGCGACAAGCUCUGACAAAUACAAGUAAUAAAAGGCCUAAUGUGACAGGACAAUUACAAUGUCUGAUUUAAAUCUUGAAACAAAUCACAUGAUUGGUUUGAACCCUGCCACUGAAAGAUUGUGAGUAUAUUAAAAUCUUGUACUCAACAGUUAGACAAACAUCUUUCAAAGGUAAAGACAUCAAGUCUAGAGGCUCAGCUACCUGUAAAGUAUGUCAAAUGGAAACUAAAAAAUCUGCCUUUUUUUCAAACCAAAACUCAUAUUUUGGGAAGAAAUCUACGGAACAUUCUUCAUUCAGUGUUUAAAUAAUACUCUGCACUGUUUACACAGAUCCACUUUGGCAUAUCAGUCAGCCUUUCAUAUUGAGAAUAGGGUAAAAUCUCGGCUAUAUUUGGAUUUUUCACAAACUGAGCUUAAAAGGCAGCCUUUACUCUAAAGGUCAAAGAGGAGUGCACAUGUAAAUGCCAAAGGCUGAAUGCUUCAUAAAGCAGCUUUAUCUGCUGUCAUCAUUCAGGCACCCAACAGGGAGGCUGCAUGUAACUGUUCGGUGUGUGAAUACUCUUACACCUAAAAAGAUCUCCUUGAAGAACUCUCACAUCUUUCAAAGAACCUUUUAUGAUGGUAUCCUGGCUUAUAAUCAGCGCGGUCGUGAUCGCAUCGCUCAUCGUCCUGCAAAAUUUCAUGGACAAGGUGUACUUGGACACUGUCGGCAAGUACGUUCUCAUCACGGGCUGCGACAGUGGCUUUGGCAACCUCUUGGCACGGACGCUGGGUAAGCAACGUGGCUGUCAUGUGAUUGCAGCCUGCCUGACCAAAGACGCCGCAGUACAGCUGAAACGGGACAUGGCAGGGACCGGUCAGGUGGUCACGCCAAUCCUGCUGGAUGUGAGGAGCAGUGAGAGCAUCAGAAAGGCGUAUCAGGAAGUACAGAGAAUCAUUCCGCCAGGCCAAGGUUUAUGGGGGCUGGUCAACAAUGCUGGCAUCAACAAGCCAGGAGGGCCCUAUGAGUGGCUGACGCGAGAGGAGAUCAACACCAUCUUCCAGGUCAACUUCCUGGGCACGGUAGAGGUGACCAGCACCUUCCUGCCCCUGCUAAUACAGGCCCACGGACGUGUGGUCAACAUGUCCAGCUGCACUGCCAUGUUGCCCAUGGUGGGCACAGCUUACGCAGCCUCCAAGACGGCAGUGGAGGCAUACUCAGAUAACUUACGACAAAGAGUAAGAAGGCUGGGCAUUACAGUGCACAUCUUGCAGCCAGGAGCAUUUAAGACAUCCAUCUCUGAUCCAGAGAUUAUUCUCAGCUCUCGGAGGAAGUUGUGGGAUAGAUUAACAGAAGACGAAAGACAGCGUUAUGGUGGAAUUCAAAUGUUCAAACGAGAGGAGGCUUUGAUACGGACAAAGCUCCAAGAUGUCUCACCCAACCUCCAUCACGUGACAGGAACUAUAGAGCAUGCUCUGUGCGCCCGCUGGCCCUGGCGACGCUACCUGCCAGGGUCCGAUGCCAAGUUCCUCUUCAAGCCUCUCUCGCUCAUGCCUGCCUUUGUCGUGGACAACAUCUUCAACUUAAUCAUUUGAGCCACAGGGACAGCGGUUGAGGACAGGAGGUGUUGUCUUUCCCGCGUGUUCACUAUGCAAAGGUAGUGCCACAUUGUCAGCUGACAUGCCUCCUAGUCAUGCUCAGUUAAAAUUGCAAACACUGUACAAUGUUUGAAACAUGCGUCAUACCAUGGAGCUAUUAUACACAAGGAGUAAGCACAUACAGAGAUCAAAAGGGUCAAUGAUG